AAACCCUCCAGCGCGCAACCACAACCCCUCCCCGGAAGACGAAAGACCAUAAAAUUGAACCCGAGGUAAACAAAUAGACCCAAGAUGCGGCUGACGGCCGACCUGAUCCGGGAUUCCCUAUCCUAUCUCAACCCUCUCAAGGAGCGGGAGCUUGAUCUUCGAGGACACCGGAUCCCCGCGAUUGAGAACCUGGGUGUCGCUGGCCCUCACGACGCCAUCGACUUCACCGACAAUGACAUUCAAGUCUUGGGAAACUUUCCCCUGUCGCCCCGUAUAACGACUCUCCUCCUCGCAAGGAACCGCGUCUCGAGCAUUCAGCCUUCCCUCGCAAAGGCCAUUCCCAACCUCAAGAACCUGGUGCUGUCCUCGAAUAACAUCGCCGAGCUUGCGGACCUGGAUGCGCUGGCUGGAUUCCCGCGCCUGACGCACCUUGUGCUAGUAGACAACCCAGCUUCCAAGAAGGAGAACUACCGAUACUGGGUGCUCUGGAGAUGCCCCUCGGUGCGAUUCCUGGAUCACGAAAAGGUCAAGGAGGCGGAACGGGAGAAGGCGCGGGAGCUGUUUGGAACUGAGGAAGAGCCCACCGCUCUGGCUUCAAAGAUCAUGGGAAUCAAGACCACCAACUUCACUACCUCGGCCGAUGGCUCAGAAGCCCCGUCUAAGCUAUCGCGGAUAAAGCUCACCGACGCCGAGAAGAAGAGAUUACAGGAGCGUAUCAAGAAGGCCACAAGCCUGCAGGAGAUUAUCGCGCUGGAGAAGGAGUUGAACGAGGGACGUCUGCCCUCUGGCAUCCAUGGAGAUGCCAUGGAAGAGUGAUAUACCACGGCCGCAUGGUUUCUGGGGGAAGGGACAUGGAAAAAAGGCAAUGGAAUUACAUGAGCCAGGCUUUCAAUAGCUGUUGCAACAUCGGUGUUUGAGGCUGUAUU
Molecule: messenger RNA, 926 nt
Organism: Fusarium vanettenii 77-13-4
Lineage: Eukaryota; Fungi; Ascomycota; Sordariomycetes; Hypocreales; Nectriaceae
Exons: 5
Coding region: 85-816 (243 amino acids)
Biological process (GO): mRNA splicing, via spliceosome
Cellular component (GO): U2 snRNP
Molecular function (GO): U2 snRNA binding; protein binding
Source: RefSeq, a predicted model, not a curated record